AUGAACUUAGACGACAUAAGGCCAACUCCGGGUAAAACCCGGGUAUACCUGAAAAGCUUUCAGGGCCAGUGCGCUACUUGCGGCGCGCAACGCCUGCUCAAGUACGCGCAACGUACCAUAUGCUGCCGCUAUGCGUGCCUUAAGGCGGCUGCGGCGAAGCGGCGGGCGCGGCAUGCCGAUGGCAGCUUCUCUGACAUGCGUUUGUUUGAGCUUGAGGCUAUUUGUGAGAACUGUUUGGCGAAGAAGUCGCCGAAGAUUGCGCUCAAGAAGCAGCAACGAGAAUCGGAAGAGGAGGAUGCUGAGGCGGCGAUUGCUGAGCAUGAGAAGGACCGAUCGCCCGCCGCAGGCGAAGAAAAUUUGGGGGUUGCGCCGUAUCGUUUGUACGUUGAUCACGGCCUCCAGGCUCAGAACUUAGACUACUACCCAACCAGUGCAGUGCCAGUGGUGGUGUGA
Molecule: messenger RNA, 453 nt
Organism: Emiliania huxleyi CCMP1516
Lineage: Eukaryota; Haptophyta; Isochrysidales; Noelaerhabdaceae
Exons: 4
Coding region: 1-453 (150 amino acids)
Source: RefSeq, a predicted model, not a curated record